GUGAAAGAGAGAGAGGGAGGAAGAGCUAGAAAGAGAUAAACCAAGAGAGCCCUCCAGAGCCACCACCAUCAUUCACCCCAGGACAGAAGGAGAGGUAUCAGGUUUCCACAGAGCGAAAGAGAGGGAGAAGGGGAGAAUGACUGUUCCAUGGAGGACAGGUGUUGUGGUGCUGCUGAAGCUUGUGUCUUCUGUAGGUAAGUGCCAACCCAGCCGUACUGUGGGAGUCACUUACUAGCCGUGGUGGAACAGACAGAAAUGGCGAUACCAUCAAAACGGAGGUGUUUCAUUAGAAUUUAGUGUCAGGGUUAAGGUUAGGGCAAUGGUUCGUUAAAGUUCGUUAAAGUGUCUGUUUGGUUAGAAAGUUUUGACUUCUGUGCUUUCUAGUGUGGCCAGGUAGUACGUUUUCUAUACUACCGUGUAUUAUUUCCUGUCCAAACGACCUAGAUUUGUACUCUCCCACCAUCACCACCUUCACCUCGUUUCCUACCCAGAGCACAGGUGGCUGGUGGUACCUUGAUUUGGGAGGACGGGAUCAUAGUAAUGGCUGGAACGGAAUACAUGGAAUCAGUGGUGUGUAUUCAUGGAUGCCAAGGGAAGCCAGGCGACCCAAACAAAUUGACAAAGAAAAAAAGAAAACAUUCGCAAGAGGCUGAAUGUAUCUCACCAGAGAAGGAUUCAGAGCAAGCGAAAUAGUGCCCCUCUGUCUCCGUAUGUGUAGGCCAUCUAUCUGAUGCUGUCUGGUCCAAAUAUGACAUUGUUGCCACCCGUAGCAUCGAGGGCAAGGGAAGCCAGCGAGCUUUUGGCCUCCCUUGAUAAAAAAAGAAAUAAAAUAAUAGCCAAUCAGCGUUGAGCUAAACUGAGUGAGCUCAACUGUGAAUUGGCCUGGCGCACCAAAAAAAAAGUGUAAAGGGAAGCCUGUUUGGAUUUGGCUACACUCCAAUCACAUCGCAUCAAGAGCAUAUGUCACUAACAGAAACUCGUUGUGCAUCUCGUUGUGUAGUUGUCCUCCGGUGGCUAGCUAGCUAGCCAGCCAAAAUUGGCCCUUUCCUAAAUUUGCCAUGGAUGGAGAUAGGGAUUUGGACUUGUGGUUUUACUUAAUUCUCCUUACUGGCCAAUGAUUAUAACGGCGAUUCUGAUCCAACAAUAAAUUCAUACAUUGUGCCCCUGGCCUGAGAGAAUGGAAGUUCAAUAUGUAGCUAGAUGUAGAAGGCAAAUGUUAACUAGCUAACGUUGCCCAUGAAAGGAAGUUAGUCUAGCGAGCAAGCUUUUUAGCCAGGUAGCCUAGGACAACAAAAAAUGAAACCGUGUACCGUAUGACAGAGUUUUUUUCACAACAUGUUUUUUCUACUUGCAAUAAUGCGAGAGAGAGAGAGAGAGACAGUGUUCAGUAUCUAGUUCAGUAUCCAUGCACCUGUUCUUCUAGUUCAGUAUCCAUGCACCUGUUCAACUGACUGUGUUUAUUUAAGCAAUAAGGCACAAGGGGGUGUUAUAUGGCCAAUAUACCACAGGCUAAGGGCUGUUCUUAAGCACGACGCAACAGAGAGUGCCUGGAUACAGACCUUAGCCGUGGUAUAUUGGCCAUAUACCACAAACCCCCGAGGUGCCUUAUUGCUAUUAUAAACUGGUUAGCAACAUAAUUAGAGCAGUAAAAAUACAUGUUUUGGCAUACCCGUGGUAUACGGUCUGAUAUACCACGGCUGUUAGCCAAUCAGCAUUCAGGGUUCGAACCACCCAGUUUAUAAUUAUAUAUUAUACCCCCCUCUUCCUCUACACUCAUCUUGUGUUUGAAUGACUGACUCUGUGCUCGUCUGUGUGCCCUGUCUGUGUGUUAAUGACUCUUCGUCUUCUGUGUGGCCUGUAGAGGCUUCAAUGACUGAACCGGUCAUCUGCUACAUACUGGACGGAAUCCUGCUCCUCUACUGCAUCAUCACCACCGCACUCUUCUUCGGAGCCAAGGUGGGUCACAAUACAGAUUGUAUACCGCUGGUCAGGAACUAGUUAUUCAAGUGUAUACAGUGGGGGUGAGUUUGUACACGGGUAAUUACAGAGGUGUGUUCCCGUAAAAUUAAAUACUGUGAGAGGAUGUAUUAUAGAUACUGUACAUGGAUAUAGAAGAGAGUCACUAUCUCCCUGUCUCUGCUUUCCCCUCUCUCAUUAUCUCUCAUGAUCUCUCGCUCAUGAUCUCUCGCUCUCAUCUCUUUCUCAUGAUAUCUCUCUCUCAUCUCUCUCAUCUCUCUCAUUAUCUCUCUCCUCUCUCUCUCCUCUCUCUCAUCUCUCUGUCAUUAUCUCUCUCAUCUCUCUCUCAUUAUCUCUCUCAUCUCUCUCUCUCAUCUCUCUCGCUCAUCUCUCUCUCUCUCUCUCUCUCUCCUCUCUCUCUCUCUCUCUCAUGAUCUCUCUCUCAUUAUCUUUCUCUCAUGAUCUCCCAUCUCUCUCUCUCAUGAUCUCUCAUAUCUCUCUCUUCUCGUUCAUUAUCUCUCUCUCAUCACCUCUCUCUCUCAUCUCUCUCUCAUGAUCUCUCUCUCUCAUGAUCUCUCGCUCAUCUCUCUCUCUCAUGAUCUCUCUCUCAUGAUCUCGCUCAUCUCUCUCUCAUUAUCUCUCUCCUCUCUCUCUCUCCUCUCUGUCAUUAUCUCUCUCAUAUCUCUCUCAUCUCUCACUCAUCUCUCUCUCAUCUCUCUCAUGAUCUCUCUCAUGAUCUCUCUCUCAUUCUCUCUCAUCUCUCUCUGAUCUCUCUCCCCUCUCUCUCUCCUCUCUCAUUAUCUCUCAUCUCUCUCCUCUCUCUCAUUAUCUCUCUCUCGUGAUCUCUCUCAUCAUCUCUCUCUCAUGAUCUCUCUCUCUCUCUCAUUACCUCUCUCUCUCAUGAUCUCUCUCUCAUAAUCUCUCUCAUCAUCUCUCAAGAGCUCUCUCUCUCUCAUCUCUCUCUCAUGAUCUCUCUCUCUCUCAAGAUCUCUCUCUCUUUGUCUGUAGUUGUGCAAGUCUUCACCUGAACCCAAAGAGGACUCCACCCAUGCAGUGAGUUCCCUACAAUGACCCAUACCUUUCAAUGUGUGUGUGUGUGUGUGUGUGUGUGUGGCAUCAUGGACAUGACAUGGUACUAACAUUCUGAAUAAAUGUAUUUUUUUAAGGAGCUCCAGCCAGGUGCUAAUGCUGACGACUUGGAGAAUCUGAGGACUGACCAACAGUCUGCAGCUACUAGACGGGUGAGUGAGUGAGUGAGUGGACAAUUAUGGCUGGUGUGUGAGAGAGGCCUUGUUCCAAUUCCGUGUCCAGAUAUCCGUGAACCCGCAUAGUCUUGCUAAUGUGUUUAUGUUUGUGGUUUCCCCUCUCAGAAGCACAAACAGGAAGCUAGUAGCGACACAUACCAGGUAAGGACUUCUCUUUAUACCACAAGCUUAUUAGCGUGCUGAGACGUUGCAGAACACUGUGACCCUGAAUGCAGCCAGUGUUUUGGAUAGGUUCCUCCACUUCUGCAAGCCUUCCAGGAGCUCUUAAUAUAUUAAAUGACCAAUACCAUUAAACUUGUAUUUUGUUCUCUAGGCCCUCCAGAAGGAAGAUGAUGGGAGUGAUGCUUACCAGGUGAUCAUGUCCAAGGGAAGGGUAAGAGUCCGUCUGGUCUCUCACAUGGAACAUGACGUUCAGGAAAUAACUCCUCCUGUGCAGAGUCAUGUCAACUAUGUAUCAACAUGUGACAUAGAAGAUUGAAAAAGUCAGGGGAGUGUAUGUACAGUGAGGGAAAAAAGUAUUUGAUCCCCUGCUGAUUUUGUAUGUUUGCCCACUGACAAAGACAUGAUCAGUCUAUCAUUUUAAUGGUAGGUUUAUUUGAACAGUGAGAGACAGAAUAACAACAAACAAUCACAGAGAAACGCAUGUCAAAAUAUUAUAAAUUGAUUUGCAUUUUAAUGAGGGAAAUAAGUAUUUGACCCCUCUGCAAAACAUGACUUAGUACUUGGUGGCAAAACCCUUGUUGGCAAUCACAGAGGUCAGACGUUUCUUGUAGUUGGCCACCAGGUUUGCACACAUCUCAGGAGGGAUUUUGUCCCAGUCCUCUUUGCAGAUCUUCUCCAAGUCAUUAAGGUUUCGAGCCUGACGUUUUGGCAACUCAAACCUUCAGCUCCCUCCACAGAUUUACUAUGGGAUGAAGGUCUGGAGACUGGCUAGGCCACUCCAGGACCUUAAUGUGCUUCUUCUUGAGCCACUCCUUUGUUGCCUUGGCCGUGUGUUUUGGGUCAUUGUCAUGCUGGAAUACCCAUCCACAACCCAUUUUCAAUGCCCUGGCUGAGGGAAGGAGGUUCUCACCCAAGAUUUGACAGUACAUGGCGCCGGCCAUCGUCCCUUUGAUGCGGUGAAGUUGUCCUGUCCCCUUAGCAGAAAAACAUCCCCAAAGCAUGAUGUUUCCACCUCCAUGUUUGACGGUGGGGAUGGUGUUCUUGGGGUCAUAGGCAGCAUUCCUCCUCCUCCAAACACGGCGAGUUGAGUUGAUGCCAAAGAGCUCGAUUUUGGUCUCAUCUGACCACAACACUUUCACCCAGUUCUCCUCUGAAUCAUUCAGAUAUUCAUUGGCAAACUUCAGACGGGCCUGUAUAUGUGCUUUCUAGAGCAGGGGGACCUUGCAGGCACUGCAGGAUUUCAGUCCUUCACGGCGUAGUGUGUUACCAAUUGUUUUCUUGGUGACUAUGGUCCCAGCUGCCUUGAGAUCAUUGACAAGAUCCUCCCGUGUAGUUCUGGGCUGAUUCCUCACCGUUCUCAUGAUCAUUGCAACUCCACGAGGUGAGAUCUUGCAUGGAGCCCCAGGCCGAGGGAGAUUGACAGUUCUUCCAUUUGCGAAUAAUCGCACCAACUGUUUUCACCUUCUCACCAAGCUGCUUGGCGAUGGUCUUGUAGCCCAUUCCAGCCUUGUGUAGGUCUACAAUCUUGUCCCUGACAUCCUUGGCGAGCUCUUUGGUCUUGGCCAUGGUGGAGAGUUUUGAAUCUGAUUGAUUGAUUGCUUCUGUGGACAGGUGUAUUUUAUACAGGUAACAAACUUAGAUUAGGAGCACUCCCUUUAAGAGUGUGCUCCUAAUCUCAGCUCGUUACCUGUAUAAAAGACACCUGGGAGCCAGAAAUCUUUCUGAUUGAGAGGGGGUCAAAUACUUAUUUCCCUAAUUAAAAUGCAAAUCAAUUUAUAACAUUUUUUACAUGCGUUUUUCUGGAUUGUUUUGUUGUUAUUCUGUCUCUCACUGUUCAAAUAAACCUACCAUUAAAAUUAUAGACUGAUCAUUUCUUUGUCAGUGGGCAAAUGUACAAAAUCAGCAGGGGAUCAGGUAGCUUAGUGGUUAAGAGCGUUGUGCCAGUAACUGAAAGGUCGCUGGUUCUAAUCCCCGAGCCGACUAGGUGAAAAAUCUGUCGAUGUGCCCUUGAGCAAGGCACUUCACCCUAAUUGCUCCUGUAAGUCGCUCUGGAUAAGAGCGUCUGCUAAAUGACCAAUUUAUUUUUUUAUUUUAUUUUUAUCAAAUACUUUUUUCCCUCACUGUAUAGGUUAUUUAUGUACAUUUGAGAGUUGGAAAGAUGAAAUCUCCACUCCGUGGAGUGUGGAUAGUCAUCAGGGUGUCAUAACACUGCUAUCAAACCUACAUGAGUAAGGGAAGACAAAACUAGGGCGACUCAAGUGAAAUGUUGUCCAACAUCUGUACAGUCGUGGUCAAAAGUUUGGAGAAUGACACAAAUAUUAAUUUUCACAAAGUCUGCUGCCUCAGUUUUUAUGAUAUACAUUUGCAUAUACUCCAGAAUGUUAUGAAGAGUGCAAAAGUCCCUCUUUGCCAUGAAAAUGAACUUAAUCCCCAAAACACAUUUCCACUACAUUUCAGCCCUGCCACAAAAGGACCAGCUGACAUCAUGUCAGUGAUUCUCUUGUUAACACAGGUGAGAGUGUUGACGAGGACAAGGCUGGAGAUCACUCUGUCAUGCUGAUUGAGUUAGAAUAACAGACUGGAAGCUUUAAAAGGAGGGUGGUGCUUGAAAUCAUUGUUCUUCCUCUGUUAACCAUGGUUACCUGCAAGGAAACACAUGCCGUCAUCAUUGCUUUGCACAAAAAGGGCUUCACAGGCAUGGAUAUUGCUGCUAGUAAGAUUGCACCUAAAUCAACCAUUUAUCGGAUCAUCAAGAACUUCAAGGAGAGAGGUUAAAUUGUUGUGAAGAAGGCUUCAGGACGCCCAAGAAAGUCCAGCAAGCGCCAGGACCGUCUCCUAAAGUUGAUUCAGCUGCGGGAUCGGGGCACCACCAGUGCAGAGCUUGCUCAGGAAUGGCAGCAGGCAGGUGUGAGUGCAUCUGCACGCACAGUGAGGCGAAGACUUUUGGAGGAUGGCCUGGUGUCAAGAAGGGCAGCGAGGAAGUCACUUCUCUCCAGGAAAAACAUCAGGGACAGACUGAUAUUCUGCAAAAGGUACAGGGAUUGGACUGCUGAGGACUGGGGUAAAGUCAUUUUCUCUGAUGAAUCCUCUUUCCGGUUGUUUGGGGCAUCCGGAAAACACCUUGUCCAGAGAAGACAAGGUGAGCGCUACCAUCAGUCCUGUGUCAUGCCAACAGUAAAGCAUCCUGAGACCAUUCAUGUGUGGGAUUGCUUCUCAGCCAAGGGAGUGGGCUCACUCACAAUUUUGCCUAAGAACACAGCCAUGAAUAAAGAAUGGUACCAACACAUCCUCCGAGAGCAACUUCUCCCAACCAUCCAAGAACAGUUUGGUGACGAACAAUGCCUUUUCCAGCAUGAUGGAGCACCUUGCCAUAAUGCAAAAGUGAUAACUAAGUGGCUCGGUGAACAAAACAUCAACAUUUUGGGUCAAUGGCCAGGAAACUCCCCAGACCUUAAUCCCAUUGAGAACUUGUGGUCAAUCCUCAAGAGGCGGGUGGACAAACAAAAACCCACAAAUUCGGACAAACUCCAAGCAUUGAUUAUGCAAGAAUGGGCUGCCAUCGGUCAGGAUGUGGCCCAGAAGUUAAUUGACAGCAUGCCAGGAUGGAUUGCAGAGGUCUUGAAAAAGAAGGGUCAACACUACAAAUAUUGACUCUUUGCAUAAACUUCAUGUAAUCGUCAAUAAAAGCCUUUGACACUUAUGGAAUGCUUGUAAUUAUACUUCAGUAUACCAUAGUAACAUCUGACAAAAAUAUCUAAAAACACUGAAGCAGCAAACUUUGUGAAGACCAAUACUCGUGUCAUUCUCAAAACUUUUCACCACGACUGUAGAAUAACUCUAAGGAUAUUAAUCUACCUACACUUCCUUCCUUCCUGGUUCUCUCCUCACAUGCUCGCUAGAAAGAAGAAAAAGAAGCCUCUCAGAGAUCCAGACCCGGCCCACUGCCUCCACACUGAUCUUACCCAGUCUGCCCUGCACUGAUCCAAUCUCUGAAGAGUACCUUCUAGACUAUUUUCUGACUUCUAUGUGUAUAGCAGUCUUCUACUCCUGAGCUCAACUCCCUGGCAUGGUAUUGCAUGUUACAACUCAGCAGAAAAGUGUGCAUGUCUUGUCAAUGUGUAUUAUCAUGUCAUUUGUUAGGUUCAUUAAUGGCUUUUUGUAUGUGGUAAUGUCAACAUUAUGACCGUAAUAAAAGACAGUGCACAUUCCAAUGUUAAAACACUUGGAAAAUGGUUUAAUGAUGUUUACAACAAAAGAGAACUGUACAGUUACAGUAAAAGAUUAUCUUUAUAUAUAUAUAUAUAUAUAUAUAUAUAUAUAUAUAUAUAUAUAUAUAUAUAUAUAUAUAUAUAUAUAUAUAUAUAUAUAUAUAUAUAUAUAUAUAUUAAAAAAUACAGCAGACAAAUACAUCAAAUCUACCAUGUAUCCUGAUUCACAUCCUGAAAAUGGGGGGGGGGGGGGUUGUAGUCGGAUAUGAGGCAUGUGUCCCCGUGGCAACAGUGAACAGUGUUCUAGUCCAUAGUGUAACGGUGGAACCGCGCGUCACAACGACAGCAUGGCUCCCAGAGUUCUAGAGUGA
Molecule: messenger RNA, 7962 nt
Organism: Coregonus sp. 'balchen'
Lineage: Eukaryota; Metazoa; Chordata; Actinopteri; Salmoniformes; Salmonidae
Source: the annotation of a GenBank genome assembly